GCCGAUGUCGAGUCACAGAAUGAAAUAUGUGAGACUUAAGCACUCUGUGUAGCUGUCCCUGUUAUUUCAUAUUUUCUUGCAUUUAGCCUGUCUCUGUCUGGUUGUUCUUUUCUGCCUAAAGGGGAGGAUGAGUGUGGAGGCAGCCGACCGGGUAGCUGCAGUGGUUAGCAGCUGGCCUGGUACACCUCUGCAGACAUCCUGGUUUGAGUUUCUCCUGGAUGGCAGCCUGUUGGAGAAACACCUACAAAAGUCUAAUCCUGAUCCCACACCAGUGCAGCUGAUAAUCCAGUUCCUGGAGCAGGCGUCGAAGCCUUCAGUGAAUGAACAGAAUCAAGUGCAGCCUCCAGCAGACAAUCGCAGGAACCGUACUCUGAAGCUGCUGGCAUUGAAAGUAGCUGCUCAUAUGAAAUGGGACCUGGAUGUACUCGAGAAAGGAUUGACUAUUCCAGUGUUGAACAUGUUACUGAACGAGCUCCUGUGUGUGAGUAAAGUGCCUCCAGGAGUGAAACAUGUGGACCUGGAUCUAUCCACGCUGCCUCCCACCACUGCAAUGGGUGUCAUCAUUUACAACCGCUGGGCCAUCAGAACCAUUGUCCUCAGCAGCUUUCCAGAGAAACAGACCAAACCAGGACCUCAUCAGAUGAACAUGUUGAGUAUUGUGCAGCAGGAGAAGGAAAUGACUGAAAACAUCCUUACUGUGCUUAAAGAGCAGGCAGCAGAUUCCAUCAGUGUCCUGGAAGGAGCUCUGCAGCUGAAGAAAGAUUUCUACGUUCACACUUUGAGGACUUUGGAUUUACUGGCUGCUGAUGCUGCAGCCAAUGGAGAGACAGAGUCGUCCACCGCAGGACUUUGCAUCAGCGCUGACGAGCUGCACUGUCAGGUACAUUAUGAUUUAGGAGGUAUUUUCUUCCAGCAAGGCUGCACAGACCAGCCUGCUCAUGAGAAAGCCAGAGAUCACUUCAGACAGACGAAGGAGCUGCUAAAGAAGCUGGAUUCGACUAUCCAUGUUCACCUGGAUGAGAAGCGUCUGGCUGGUUACUGGAACGCCUGCAAAGCUUUGACUGGAGACUGUGACCCCUCUGACUCCCAGACGUUACCCUACGACCAGAUCAACAGCCUGAUCAGGGCGUGCAACUACCAGGCUGUGAUUGAAGCCUUCAUUAAAGAUAAUGUGUCUCGCAGUCUGCCAAACCACUUUAGACGUUCUGUUCUCAGGGAGUUCCUCUACAAAGUCCAACAAGGGGAAUCAGGCCUGGAUGAGGUCUGCCAUAAGAUUUGUGUUUGCAACGCCAUUCGAGAUGCUCUGGAAGGAGAAAUCCUCAGUGUGCGUUUCCAGCAGCUGCUGCUGAAACCCAGUAAACGCAUAGUGGAUUUCAUUUUAGAGGUCUGCACACGAUCACUGGAAAAAGACUGUCCUCCAGAGACAUCCAGAAGAAACAUGGCCAAUUUCAUGAAGACUCUGUGUGAGAGCUUAGAGGAGCUGUCUCUGGUCUUCAUGGUGUCAUCUCAUAAACUCUUCAUGGAGCUCCUGAAGGAGGAGGAGAGGAAGGUUCUGGUGGAGCAGAUGAGGAAGAGAUCAGCCACAAUCAACCUCAGCGCCAAACCUCUGCCAUCCUUCUAUGACAUUCCAGCUUCAGCUAGUGUGAACAUUGGACAGCUGGAGCAGCAGCUCAUCCUCUCACUGGAGCCACGCAGGAUCAGGCAGAUCCUCAUUGAGCUCCACGGCAUGGCUGAAAGGCCCUUCUGGAGGGUCAACAGCAAGUGGGAGGUUCCUUCUGAUUACAUCAACGUGAUCCUCAGUAUUAAAGACAACCUGACCAAGGACCUGGUCUAUAUCCUCAUGGCCAAAGGUCUCCACUGCAUAUCAAUAAAGGACUUUGGUCAUGCGCGGCAGCUCUUCUCCGCCUGUUUGGAGCUUGUUACUGAGUUUUCACCUAAGUUGAGGCAGGUGAUGCUGAAUGAGAUGCUGCUGCUCGAGGUCAGGGCUCAUGAAACUAUGGCAGCUGAGGGCAGCAAAGAAAGACCACCCCCUGACCUGGUCAGCAGGGUCCGAGGUUACCUGGAGAUGAGAAUUCAUGAUCUGCCUCUGCGUCAGGUGGUUGGUGAGGAAUGCGUCGCCUUCAUGUUGAACUGGAGAGAGAAUGACUACCUGACUCUGCAGGUGCCGCCAUCUUUGGUCAUGAACAACCCGUACAUCAAGCUCGGUCAGCUUCUGGCUUCCACAUGCAAAGAGCUCCCAGGUCCUAAAGAGAGCAGACGCACGGCCAAAGAGCUGUGGGACGUGGUGGUUCAGAUCUGCAGUGUGUCCAUUCAGCACAAGAGGAACAACGAUGGCCGAGUGGGCCUCAUUAAACAGAGGGAGUCCUCCAUGGGCAUCCUGCACAGGAGCAAAUUUAUCACUUUCAUCAAGAAACUUAGAGAGCCACUGGUGCUGACAACACUCAUCUCCCUUUUUGUGAGACUCCACAGUAUUGUCCGGGAUGAUAUUGUAAAUGAGGUGACAGCAGAACACCUCUCCAUCUGGCCAUCUUCUCUGCCAAAUAUACAGGCAGUGGAUGUUGAAGCUGUGGCUGUGACGGUUAAAGAGCUGGUAUCCUACGCCCUCACCCUGAACCCCAAUAAUCAGUCCUGGCUCAUCACACAGGCCGACAUUUACUUUGUCACAAACCAGUACUCUGCUGCCCUGAACCUGUACCUUCAGGCUGGAGCUGUGUGCUCCGACUUCUUCACCAAAGCUGUACCACCUGACGUCUACACAGACCAGGUGCUGAAGAGGAUGAUCAAGUGCUGUUCGAUGAUGAACUGUCACACACAGGUUGCCGUUCUCUGCCAGUUUUUGAGAGAAGUCGACUAUAUGACUGCGUUUAAAGCUCUUCAGGAACAGAACAGUCACGAUGCCAUGGACUCUUUCUACGAUUACAUCUGGGAUGUCACCAUUCUGGAAUAUCUGACCCAUAUUCACCACAAACGGGGCGAGACUGAGAAGAGACAAAUAGCUGUUAAAGCGAUCGGUCAGACAGAGCUGAACACCAGUAACCCUGAGGAGGUGCUACAACUGGCUGCACAGAAGAGGAAAAAGAGAUUCCUGCAGGCCAUGGCCAAACUGUACUUCUAAUAAAUGAACCACUGUCAGACUGUAGUUUGUGGAAAUGUACAUUUUAUUUUUUAGUUGAAAAUAAACACUUUUAUAAAUACAUGGAA
Sphaeramia orbicularis (orbiculate cardinalfish) is the source of this 3201-nucleotide messenger RNA. It is a transcript of the gene ints8, whose product is annotated as integrator complex subunit 8. Gene Ontology annotation, biological process: snRNA 3'-end processing. NCBI's taxonomy places the organism in Eukaryota, Metazoa, Chordata, Actinopteri, Kurtiformes, Apogonidae. Gene Ontology annotation, molecular function: protein binding. Bases 128 to 3115 code for a protein of 995 amino acids. The record is from RefSeq and is a predicted model, not a curated record. Gene Ontology annotation, cellular component: integrator complex. The transcript has 28 exons.